AACGGCCAAAAACACACGGAUACUGAUUUGUAUCCGUCCGAUCAAUCUCCAACGCCUCCAUCAGCACGCUAUAUAUAUCCCUAUCAUUCCUUACAAUUUGAUCCUUUGUAUUCUAUUCUUCAAGAUUCAGGUACUGCGUUUCGGAAGCAGACACAGAUGGCUCGUACGAAGCAAACCGCUCGUAAGUCCACAGGAGGAAAGGCUCCUAGGAAGCAGCUUGCAACCAAGGCUGCACGUAAGUCUGCACCAACUACUGGUGGUGUGAAGAAGCCCCACCGUUAUCGUCCUGGUACCGUUGCUCUUCGUGAGAUUAGGAAAUACCAGAAGAGUACCGAGCUUUUGAUCCGGAAGCUCCCCUUCCAGAGGCUGGUUCGUGAAAUUGCUCAGGACUUCAAGACUGAUCUGCGUUUCCAGAGCCACGCCGUGCUUGCAUUGCAAGAAGCUGCUGAGGCAUACCUUGUUGGGCUCUUUGAGGACACUAACCUGUGUGCCAUUCACGCCAAGCGUGUAACCAUUAUGCCCAAGGAUAUUCAGCUGGCAAGAAGGAUUCGUGGUGAGCGUGCUUGAGUUGGUGGUUGGAAAGAUGAAGAUGAUUGGUGGCUGCGGUUGGUGUUUUUGUUUUUCAGAUUCCUUUUUUUAUUCAAUAGAUGGGGUUGUUAGGGAGGGUAGGUUUUCUGCUGGUAGUAGCAUUAAUUGGGAUAUAGGCAAAUACUGCCGAGUGUCCGUGACUGUGUUUUCUUCCUUUAAGAAAAUUGGCUUGUAAUUGAUUUUUGGACAUAUGUAUGUGUUAGAAUGCUUCUGUUUUAGUUUUUACCUGCGGGAUGUUGCAGCCACUUUAGAAACUGUAUUGGACAACAUUCAGUUGCCAUCUAAUCUCGUUUAAGUUAGUUUGUUGGCUUGCCUCGUUCUUACUCGGGAUUUCCAUCCCAGUUUGGUUACUGGGUUUCUUA
Molecule: messenger RNA, 950 nt
Organism: Glycine soja
Lineage: Eukaryota; Viridiplantae; Streptophyta; Magnoliopsida; Fabales; Fabaceae
Product: histone H3.3
Exons: 5
Coding region: 157-567 (136 amino acids)
Cellular component (GO): nucleosome
Molecular function (GO): DNA binding; structural constituent of chromatin; protein heterodimerization activity
Source: RefSeq, a predicted model, not a curated record